Molecule: messenger RNA, 5435 nt
Organism: Monopterus albus (swamp eel)
Lineage: Eukaryota; Metazoa; Chordata; Actinopteri; Synbranchiformes; Synbranchidae
Gene: l1cama
Product: L1 cell adhesion molecule, paralog a
Exons: 26
Coding region: 372-3854 (1160 amino acids)
Biological process (GO): brain development; axon guidance; cell-cell adhesion
Cellular component (GO): plasma membrane; axon
Molecular function (GO): cell-cell adhesion mediator activity
Source: RefSeq, a predicted model, not a curated record
UGUUUUUCUAUCACUGCAGCAUCAGCAGAGACGAGAGGGGCACAAUCAGUUUCAUAAAGAGGAAGAAAAGGCAUAAUUAGAUAAGGAAGAGAGGAGUGGAAAGGACACAAGGAGCUGCCAGAGAAACGGAGCACCACUGUGACGUUUCAGAAGGGACAUCAGCAGCAGGGCGUGGACCUCACUUGAAUAAGGAGACUGGAAAAAAGAGAGACACAACAAGACGGACCAAAGUCGUAUUCAACAAAGCUAAGGCCUCCUCGAAGAGAAACCCAGCCUCACGCUUGCUCUGCACGAGUGUGGGGGAUUGACCUCUGUGUGCGUGUUACCGUUCCUGUGCAUGAGCAGGUGGUACUUUGAUGGGAGAGUGAGCAAUGCCUCAAACGCAACAACAGCAGGCUGGCAACAGGGGGCAGUGCUCCUCCCGCUUCCUCCCCCUCCUGCUCCUCCUGCUCCCCUUCACUGCCCAGCCGAGCCAAGCAGCCAUACACAUACCCUCCAACUGUGAGUACCGGCUCAUGCUCUACACACUCAGUAAUACUAUGGACACCCUGAAGCAGUACCAAGGCAAAUAUGUCUGCUAUGCAUCCAAUGAACUGGGGACAGCUGUGUCUAAUGAGGUCAUACUUAAAACUGACGUUCCCCCAACUCAGCAGAAAGAAAAACGGGUUACUGUGAAGUCUGAACAGGGAAGCAGCAUUGUCCUGAAGUGUAACCCCCCCCAGAGCUCAAUGAAGCCUAUCAUUCACUGGAUGGACUGGAGGCUACACUACAUCCAGCUGAGUCAGCGGGUGGUGUUGGGGAAGGACGGCAACCUAUACUUUGCCCAUUUGACACCUGAGGACAACAGGGAUGACUACACUUGCCAUGUCCAGUACCUGGCAACACGCACCAUUCUAGCAAAGGAAGCCAUCACUCUGACUGUCACCCCCACCGACUCAGUUGUACAGAGCAAGAGGCCACAGAUGAUGAGGCCUACUGGAACCUAUAGUACUUACCAUGCCCUCAGGGGCCAGACCUUGGAGCUUGAGUGCAUCGUCCAAGGCCUACCAACACCUGAUGUGUCAUGGCUGAGGAGGGAUGGUGAGCUGUCUGAAUCUCGGACUACUAAAGACAUGUUUGACCGCCGCCUGCUCUUCACUAAUAUCUCUGAGAGUGAUGGUGGCGAGUACCAGUGUAAAGCUAACAACUCCCAAGGGAAGAUCAUCCACACUUACAAUGUGAUUGUGGAAGCUGCUCCCUACUGGACCAAGGAGCCAGUCAGUCAGUUAUACGCCCCAGGUGAGACUGUCAGACUAGACUGUCAGGCAGACGGCAUCCCCAAUCCUAUCAUCAGCUGGACCAUCAAUGGGAUCCCCCUCUCAGAAACUGAUAAGGACCCUAGACGUACUCUGACAGCAAGCGGAUCUCUAAAACUGGAUGACGUCAACUUUGGAGAUACUGCCAUUUAUCAGUGUCGGGCCUCCAACAAGCAUGGCACCAUCAUUACCAACGCCAACGUCUAUGUUGUUGAGCUGCCUCCACGGAUCCUUACUGAUAAUGGGAAUAUAUAUACAUUUACAGAGGGCCAGAAGGCUUUACUGGAGUGUGAGACCUUUGGUUCUCCCAAACCUAAAGUUGUAUGGGAGACCAGCAGCAUACCUUCCUUUCUAGGAGAUCCCAGGGUUAACCUGCUCACCAAUGGGGGACUUGAGAUCUAUAAUGUCACCCAUGAUGAUGAGGGAGUCUACAACUGCUCUGUACAGAAGACUAACUUGUUCAUCAGUGCAGAGCUGGAAGUACUCAACAGGACAGUGAUUGUGUCACCUCCACAGGCUCUGAAGGUGCAGCCUGGACACACAGCAAUUUUCACCUGUUCAGCCCUAGUUGACCCCAAACUUGACUCGCCGCUCAUUCAGUGGAGAAAGAACAACCAGAAGCUGUUUGGGUCUGACAGUGACGAAAAAUACACAUUUGAAGGACCAGACCUGAUAAUAGCUAAUGUGGAACCAGAUGAUGAAGCUGUGUACACUUGCCAGGUCAUCACUAAGCUGGACAUGGCUGAAGCCAGUGGCACGCUCACUUUAUAUGAUCGUCCGGACCCUCCUGUCCUCCUCCAAAUCACCGACCCUAGGCAUCGUGCAGUCACUCUCAGCUGGACUCCUGGAGAUGAUCACAACAGCCCUGUGCUAGAAUAUGUGGUUGAAUUUGAGGACCAAGAAUUGAAGGAGAGCGGUUGGGAAGAGCUGAAGAGAGUAAAUGGGAACAAGAAGCAUGCUAGCCUCUCCCUGUGGCCCUACAUGUCCUACCGUUUCCGGGUCAUUGCCAUCAAUGAUGUGGGCAAAAGUGACCCCAGCAAGCCAUCUGAAAUCCACAAUACACUUGCAGAAGCCCCAGACAAUAACCCUGAAGACGUUAAGAGUGAGUCAGGAGACCCACAUACUCUGGUCAUCACUUGGCAGGAAAUGGAAAAACGUGAAUUCAAUGGGCCUGACUUCAAGUACAGAGUGAUGUGGAGGAACGUGUUGGGCAGUGGCCCCAACUGGCAUUCUAACUACACAACAACACCGUCUUUUAUUGUGAAUGAUGUUGGCAACUUCUCUGCCUUUGAGAUCAAAGUUCAGGCUAUCAACGAGAAAGGGGAGGGACCUCAACCAGACCCAGUCAUUGGCUUCUCAGGAGAAGAUGGUGAAGUAACGACAGGGGCCAACGAGGGGAAGAAAGUGGUCAGUAAUCUCAGGCCGUACUCCCAUUAUACCCUGGCUGCCACUGUAUUCAACGGCAAGGGAGAGGGACCUGCCUCUGAGAUGAUUUCCUUCAAGACUCCUGAGGGAGUUCCUGGUCCUCCCGUGUCCCUGAUGCUGGACAGCCCAUCAGAGACAGAAAUGACCCUUCACUGGACACCUCCUGAACAACCCAAUGGAAUCCUCAUUGGAUAUCUCCUGCAGUACCAACAGAUCGUGGAGAGUGAUGACAGCCCCAUGCAGGUAGAGACAAUAGAUGAUCCCGCAGUCACCCACCUCACUCUGAGGAGCCUGGACCAUCACAGCCACUACCGCUUCUACCUGAGGGGGCGCACUGCUGCUGGGGAUGGAGAGCCUAUCAUGAGGGAGGGUGCCACCAUGCUGGAUGGAGUGCCUCCUGCCAACUUCAGCCUGUCUGCCGGGGAAAAUUCAGUUAACCUCAGCUGGGUGGCCAAAAAGAGACACAGGAAUGUUAGCUUCCAGAUUCACUACUUCAACAAGAACGAUGGCAGUAAAGAACAAGAUUCUGCUCUUCCUUUUAUCUUGUUUCUCCUGCUUUUUCCAGCCUUUUCCUUCCUCUUGUACUUUCACCCUGUUCACUGGUUUAAAACAUGUACUCUCUCCUCUCCAUUUCCCUCUCCCUUUUUCUUUGAAGGAGUGACAGAGGUGCAGUCAAGCUUUGCAACAAAGGGUUGGUUCAUUGGGGUUGUAAGUGCCAUUGUGCUGCUGCUGUUGAUACUGCUCAUCCUCUGUUUCAUCAAGAGGAGUAAAGAGGGGAAAUAUUCAGUGAAAGAUAAAGAAGAAGGUCCAAUGGACUCAGAAGCGUGGCCUAUGAAGGAUGAGACUUUUGGAGAGUACAGAUCUCUAGAAAGUGACCUUGAGGAGAAGCGCACGGCCAGUCAGCCGUCUCUGUGUGAGGAGAGCAAGUUGUGCAGUGAGGACAACCUGGACUUCAAUGGCAGCAGUGCCAUAACUACAGAGUUCAACUUGGAUGAGUCUCUGGUCAGCCAGUUCAGUCGGCCCAGUGAGGGUCCAGAGGUGCUCCAUGCUUUGCCGGAUAACUCCCUGCUUAACUCCAGCACCGUCUCUCCGGCCACCAAUGGCACGCCCAACUCAGUCGCCGUCCUCAAUUAACCCCCACACAUCCACCGAGGACCAUCAGACCAAAACAUGACGCCACAUAUGUGCCCAUACGCUCCUGUUCCCUACUGACUUGCUGAUCUGUAGACUGAUGACUAGUACACAAUCAAUAUAUUGACUUUUCAGAUGCCCCCGGCAGUUAUCUGAUUGACUGGACUAUUCUGACCAAAGGAGUGUCCAAACUAGUGGACAAACUGAUAACGAGUCUGACUGACAUGAAGAUGUCCUUCGAUCCCUUCACCUUCCUUUAUUGUAUCUGUGUCAUUUGCAACAAAUCUAAACAACUAACAUUCACUUUUCUUCCUUUCUUUUCUCUCUCUUUCUCUCAGCAAACAACUGUAUAGAAAGAUAAAGACAGAAUGUUGUACAGGUUAGAACUAUCAGGAUUGUAGGUGUGGUCCUGUUGCCAAGCAGAGUAGUACAGUGAAAGAGGAGGCAGAUGGUAGAGCCUAGUGUGGUGAACCACACAGCACAUGCCACUGUAACAAGUCUUGAAACUUAUAUAUUUAUCAUGUCAUAUUAUUUCACAUAAUUUUGUAUGUCUAAUGCCAUUUGAUAUCUCAGACUGUAUUUGCCAGCAACAUGUAAGACGUUUUUUUUUUUACAAAUGUUUUUGAAAAUGAAAACAUGCUUUUUUGUUAUUUGCCAUAAAAACUCAUGACAUCUCUUUACUCACAUAUUUCAUAGAUCAAGAUGUUUUCAUUGAAACCAAGUGAAGCCAAGUUUCUUGUGACACAUAACAUUGGAUGCAUUUAUGAGAACUUUCUGUGAAAAUGCUGAGUAGCAUCUGGUGUAUAUAGCUGCAUCAACAUCUACCUAUUUAGCCAUAAUACAGUAUUAUAGAUAUGUACAUGCUUUUUCUAAUUUUCUGUGCCUGCUGAAUCUGCAUAGAGCACCAGAUUGAUGUCAUUACUCUCUUGCCUUCCCACCAGAAGUGUAAUGUCAUUAUUAGAAAAGAUAUUGUAAUUUUUGUGUCGAGACCUAUGUGUCGCUUUCUGUAUAUGUCUUUGUUUCUUUGUUAUUAAAAACAUUGUCAUCUCUAAUUAACAAACUUUUCAUACCUGUCCAUCUCAUACUACGCAAAUUGUUUGAGGAGCAGUAUUUACUUAUACUUGCAGAUUAAAGAGUGGAGUCUUGUGGGCAAGCACUCAAUCAAGCUUUAUUUUCAGACCUUCAUCAAUGGAAGUUGGAAGCGUAAUGAUUGCCAAUUGAUGUAUAAUAAAGACAAACAGUUGGUAUUUACAUCAAACAGAGACAAUGCCUUCUUUUUAGGGCUGGGUAGACACUGUAUUUACAUGGUACUGAAUAAAAAAAAAACCUAAGCUAAGUUAAGUGUGGUUAUGACCUGGAAGGACAGUUUUCUAAUGUAAAUGUAACCCGUAAAAACUGUUUUGAUGAACCCACCCAUGUUUGAUAUGAAAUGUGAAAAAUGUGCAGGUUUAAAACCACUUAAUGUUAAAAUGUUGCAAAUUGUAAAAUUUCUUCUUUGUACUAUUGUUAUGAAUUCUAAUUUUACAGUUUUGACAGUUAUCUGCAGUGAGAUUUGGCAGUUUUAGCAAAAAAAAAAAAAAAAAA